AUGCAGGGGGACGCGGGGGAGGGGAGUCAGCGGGGGGACGAGGGGGCCGCGGGGGCCGCGGGGGCCGCGGGGGGCGGGGAGGAUAAGGGCAGCCUGAUGAUGGAGCUGACGCGCAUGGUGCAGCGGGAGGUGAGGCACAGCAGCUGGUGGGAGAGGCAGGGCAUCGACUGCGCCAUCCUGACGGCUGCCUUCGCCGCCCUCCCUGCAGCCUUCCUCCUGCUGGGGUCGUCCCAGGCGCUGCCGUUUACACUAGGAGUGCUGGUGAUGGGGACGGCCCACGCCAUCAUCACCAUCAAAGGGACACAUCUGGCCAGCCACGGGGCGCUAAGCGAGUCCCAGGCCUGGGGGGAGGUCUGGGCCGUGUUCUUCAUCGAGGUGUGUGGUUCUUUCACUGCGAGGGCAGGUAUCCACGCCCAUGUUAAGAUGCACCACGCCCACACCAACGUGAUUGGGCUGGGCGACUCCAGCACCUGGCGCCUCCCCUUCCUGCCGCGCACCGUCUACCUGUUUCUCGCCCCCCUCGCCGUGCCCAUCAUCACCCCCCUGGUGGCAAUAGGUCAGCUGCGUGGGCAGUGCUGGGUGCUGUGUGUACGCACGGUGCUGAUGGUGUCGUUGGGUCUGUACUCGCAGUACUGGCUGCUGAUCCAUGUUUCUGGGUUCCAGUCCCCGUGCAGCACCCUACUCUGCAUGCUGCUGUGCAGAGCUCUCUACUCACUGCCCUACAUCCACGUCAACAUCUUCCAGCACAUUGGGCUUCCCAUGUUCUCCCCAACCCGGAGGCCCAAACGGAUCUACCAGAUGACCCACGGGGUGCUGAACCUGCCACGGAACCCACUGCUGGACUGGACCUUUGGACACUCUCUCAUCAGCUGCCAUGUGGAACACCACCUUUUCCCCUUUCUGUCUGACCACAUGUGUCUGAAGGUGAAGCCAGUAGUCUCCAGGUAUCUGAGAGAGAAGAAGCUGCCGUAUCAGGAGGACAGUUACCUGUCCCGCCUCUGCCUCUUCUUUCAAAAGUACCAAGAGCUGAUGGUGUAUGCCCCACCCAUCACGGAGCUGGUGGGGGUGCAGUGA
Molecule: messenger RNA, 1074 nt
Organism: Megalops cyprinoides (Indo-Pacific tarpon)
Lineage: Eukaryota; Metazoa; Chordata; Actinopteri; Elopiformes; Megalopidae
Product: fatty acid desaturase 6-like
Exons: 6
Coding region: 1-1074 (357 amino acids)
Biological process (GO): lipid metabolic process
Cellular component (GO): membrane
Molecular function (GO): oxidoreductase activity, acting on paired donors, with oxidation of a pair of donors resulting in the reduction of molecular oxygen to two molecules of water
Source: RefSeq, a predicted model, not a curated record